UCCCAGCUCUGAGAUGCCUGCGGAAUGAUCGCCCCCCAGGGCGGCUGCCGCUGCUGCUGCUGCUGCUGCUGCCGCCGCCGCCGCCGCUGCUGCCCCCGCUCCUGCCACCGCCUCUGUCUCCACUCUGCUCUGACUGGCAGGCAGAAAGUGCAACUGGAGGGGAAGGUCUCUGCAGUGACACUGGAGUGGCUACACAAAAGAGAGUAAAGAGGGGGCACAAACCCAGAUCAGAAUGCAGGCGACGUCCAAUCUACUCAAUCUGCUGCUGCUGUCUCUGCUUGCUGGAUUAGAUCCUUCCAAGACGCAGAUCAGUCCCAAGGAGGGAUGGCAGGUGUACAGCUCGGCGCAGGACCCUGACGGCCGGUGCAUCUGCACGGUGGUUGCUCCAGAACAGAACCUGUGCUCCCGCGACGCCAAGAGCCGGCAGCUGCGCCAACUGCUGGAAAAGGUUCAGAAUAUGUCCCAGUCUAUUGAAGUCUUAAACUUGAGAACUCAGAGAGAUUUCCAAUAUGUUCUAAAAAUGGAAACCCAGAUGAAAGGGUUGAAGGCCAAGUUUCGGCAGAUUGAAGAUGAUCGGAAGACACUAAUGACCAAGCAUUUUCAAGAGCUCAAGGAGAAGAUGGAUGAGCUCCUGCCCUUGAUCCCGGUGCUGGAACAGUACAAAACAGACGCCAAGCUCAUCACCCAGUUCAAGGAGGAGAUCCGCAACCUGUCUGCCGUCCUCACGGGGAUCCAGGAGGAGAUCGGCGCCUACGACUACGAGGAACUGCAUCAGCGGGUGCUCAGCUUGGAGACCAGACUCCGCGACUGCAUGAAAAAGCUGACAUGUGGCAAACUGAUGAAAAUCACAGGGCCAGUUACAAUCAAGACUUCUGGAACCCGAUUUGGUGCCUGGAUGACUGAUCCUUUAGCGUCCGAAAAAAAUAACAGAGUCUGGUAUAUGGACAGUUAUACUAACAACAAAAUAGUCCGUGAGUACAAAUCCAUUGCGGACUUUGUCAGCGGGGCCGAAUCAAGGACAUACAACCUCCCUUUCAAAUGGGCAGGAACUAACCACGUCGUCUACAACGGCUCGCUCUACUUUAACAAGUACCAGAGUAACAUCAUCAUCAAGUACAGCUUCGAUCUGGGCAGAGUGCUUGCCCAGCGGAGCCUGGAGUAUGCUGGCUUUCAAAAUGUCUACCCCUACACGUGGGGGGGAUUCUCCGACAUCGACCUCAUGGCUGAUGAGAUCGGGCUGUGGGCUGUGUAUGCAACUAACCAGAACGCAGGCAACAUUGUCAUCAGUCAGCUGAACCAAGAUACCUUAGAGGUGGUGAAGAGUUGGAACACUGGCUACCCCAAGAGGAGUGCUGGGGAGUCAUUCAUGAUCUGUGGGACACUGUAUGUCACCAACUCCCACUUAACGGGAGCCAAGGUGUACUAUUCCUAUUCCACCAAAACCUCCACAUAUGAGUACACAGACAUUCCCUUUCAUAACCAAUACUUCCACAUAUCCAUGCUUGACUACAACUCCAGGGAUAGAGCUCUUUAUGCCUGGAACAAUGGUCACCAGGUCCUGUUCAAUGUCACCCUUUUUCACAUCAUUAAGACUGAGGAUGACACAUAAGCAAAUGUAAUUUGUUUUCACUGAUCUAAACAGUGACAUUUGUGAUCAACUCUCUAGGACCCCUUUGGUGUUUUCUUUAUUAUAAUGUUCCACCAUUUCUCCAAAGCAUUUUUAUUAUAAAGUUGGUGUUUCAAAAAAGCAGCAGGCCUGUCUAAAUUCACCUGUUGGAAACCAUCUGAACUCCUAAAUUUACAAGGCCUAUCAUGUCCUUGUCAUGAAAAGCAUUACAAAGAGCUUAAGUGACUAAAGUCAGACUUUUAGCAAAAGAUUAAUGGUCUGCCUUAUAUUAGAGUCAGAGACUAAUGGUAGCUUAAAUGCAUGAAUGUCUCUUUCUACUUUUUUUCUUUUUUAACUCUGCCAUUUUUUACUGUCUCUAGCUCCACACCAGGAAACAUUCUGAUAGGAAUCAGGAAAACACAAAACAAAAAACAAACAGCACUUUCUCCCCAUUCCGUUUGAAAAGAUACGUGAGGAUUUUCUUUACAUGGAGAGAGAACACGAGUCACUUCCCUGUCCCUCAUCCUUGACGCGGUGCUGACAGUCAUUUCUAAAUCUCUUCUAACACUUGAUCGGCAAUAUGUAUUUCUACCAUCGAAACCACCAUUGUGCAAUUGUAUCUCUUCACUUCUGUGAAAGUAAGUGAUUUUUUUAUAGAAUACACUGAAGUUUAAUCUCAGUAAUUAUUAUGGGUCCAUUUUCAAGCGUGGUCAGGAAGGAAGUAUCUUCUCGGCGUACCCCUUUACAUAGUAUUAAGAGCUAAAAAGAAAAUCGAACCAGGUCCCUUCCAUCGAGUUUCAGUUCACCCCAAAUCCUGGCCCACUGACACGGGACGCUAACCAGAUUCGGUACAGACCAGUGACUCACUCUCCCUGUGGAAAGCAGCCCUUACCGGGGCUUGCAGAGAGGAGCUGAGCCACUAACUUGGAUUGGAGUUGACUAUACUCAUUUAUAAUGCAACCAAACAAAUUUUGUUCUUCAUAACUAAAUAUAUCAGUGUUGUAACUUAUAUUUCACACACAACUUGCAAUAAUGUGGUUCCUUGUGUCAGCAUUCUAAAAGUACAUGAAGCACAUAUAACAACUCUUUUAAAAAUUCUGUAAUAUCAUCUAGAUUUACGUUAUAAACUCUGGAGAGUUAUUGGCCAGAUUUGUGCAAAAGAGAAUGAUAGGAAGACUUGGGAGUUGUCCGUGUCAUUUAAAUUUACGAACAGCCAGUUUGGAAGGCAACCCCUGCUUACCGCGAUUCACUGUGUGUGCAGAAAUGAUGUAACCAAAAAAGACAGCUUUAGGAUUUUAUGUUAACAACUCCAAACACAUAUGAUCGAUAUAUAUUGAACAUCUCUUUGAGUUUGGAUAAACGUUCCAUAUU
Molecule: messenger RNA, 2977 nt
Organism: Molossus molossus (Pallas's mastiff bat)
Lineage: Eukaryota; Metazoa; Chordata; Mammalia; Chiroptera; Molossidae
Gene: OLFM3
Product: olfactomedin 3
Exons: 6
Coding region: 233-1609 (458 amino acids)
Biological process (GO): signal transduction
Source: RefSeq, a predicted model, not a curated record